GAUACAGUGUGCUCUAAUGACGCAGCAUUUUUCUCCAGCGUAUAGAACUCGGAGUCCAGCGCUACCACUCUUUUGUCAUUAGGCAGCGCACAGGCCCGCGCAUGCGCAAUUGUAGCCGGAAGUAGUUGCUGAUCACUCCGGUCCAGAGAAAGCGCAUUGUACCUGCCGACACCAUGGUGAGUUCCCAGGCUCUCUGUCACAGUUUAUUACACUGUAUGUCUCAGGGAGCCCGGAGCAGGCUGAGCCGGCUGGCUGACUCUCUGUCUCCGGCAUUCAUCCAGCCAUGUUACGGGCUGCUGUGUCACCGGCCUGCGCUGUGUGAUAGGGCCUGCCAUAGAGGCUGUGUGAAGGGUGUCUGCCAUAGAGGCUGUGUGAAGGGUGUCUGCCAUAGAGGCUGUGUGUGAUAGAGGGGUCUGCCAUAGAGGCGGUGUGAGGGGGCCUGCCAUAGAGGCUGUGUGAAGGGGUCUGCCAUGGAGGCUGUGUGAAGGGGUCUGCCAUAGAGGCGGUGUGAGGGGGUCUGCCAUAGAGGCUGUGUGAGGAGGUCAGCCAUAGAGGCUGUGUGAAGGGGUCUGCCAUGAAGGCGGUGUGAAGGGGUCUGCCAUGGAGGCUGUGUGAAGGGGUCUGCCAUGGAGGCUGUGUGAGGGGGUCUGCCAUAGAGGCUGUGUGAGGGGGUCUGCCAUAGAGGCUGUGUGAAGGGGUCUGCCAUAGAGGCGGUGUGAGGGGGUCUGCCAUGGAGGCGGUGUGAAGGGGUCUGCCAUGGAGGCUGUGUGAGGAGGUCAGCCAUAGAGGCGGUGUGAGGAGGUCUGCCAUGGAGGCUGUGUGAAGGGGUCUGCCAUGGAGGCGGUGUGAAGGGGUCUGCCAUGGAGGCUGUGUGAAGGGGUCUGCCAUGGAGGCUGUGUGAGGGGGUCUGCCAUAGAGGCUGUGUGAGGGGGUCUGCCAUAGAGGCUGUGUGAAGGGGUCUGCCAUAGAGGCGGUGUGAGGGGGUCUGCCAUGGAGGCGGUGUGAAGGGGUCUGCCAUGGAGGCUGUGUGAGGAGGUCAGCCAUAGAGGCGGUGUGAGGAGGCCUGCCAUGGAGGCGGUGUGGGGAGGCCUGCCAUGGAGGCGGUGUGGGGGGGUCUGCCAUGGAGGCGGGGUGAGGGGGCCGCCAUAUUAUUAUUAUUUCCCUUUUUUUUUUUUUUACUGACUGUGGGGAUGGUCAGUGAGGGGGAUGUCCUAGAUUUUCUCAAAUUGUAAUUAAGUCUGGUGUGGGAAAGAAGGUACUUACUGUUCACUAAAUCAGCAACUUAGACUGGCAGUGUUGGUGUUUCAAUGAAGAAGAAUAGUUUACAGUUACUGGGGCCUGUGCGUGCCAGUAUUUGGGGAUAUCAUUAGCUGAGAGCUUUGAGUAUACCAGUAAUGGUACACAUAAGGUUAGUAGAAAUAAAACACCAAUAAUUUUCUUAUAUACACUGUGCUUGCUUAUUUGCUAGCCCAUGAGUAUAUUAUAUUACCAAAGAACAAAACCUUAGAGAAAUAAAGAGACUUAUGCUGAUGAUUGACUGGCAGGAGAAUACUUGUAAAGGCGGUUCUUAUGAUCGCUGUCACAGCAACUACAGCGUAUGUUCUGAUAUUCCUGUACUGCACCCUGCGCUUUACUAGACAAAUACAGAAGCAUAUUUACCUGAGCCUUGUCUGUUUUGAGGUAAAUGCCCUAGUAAUAAAGCCAGUGUGUCAAUAUCUUAAGGAAUGCUUGUAUUCUUUAGGGAAGUGCCCAAAUUAGGCUAGUAGUGUAGUAGGUGGGCUGGUGGAAUGUCAGCACCAGAUAAUUGUGUUACGGCAGCAGCGUUGCUUGUUAAAAAUGUAACUUAAGCAAGAAUCUGAAAUGACAACUUCUAUCACCUCAAAGUCGUAUAUUGUAUGUUUAAUUAUUUAAAGUGUAAGCUUAAACACUACAGCCAUUAAGGGGUUAAUUGAUAAUUCUGUUGAGGUGACAUCAGGGUUAGGAGUGGAUAUUACAGGUGCCUACAUUUAGGCUUCUCACUCUUAGGCCCAUUAUUUGCAUUUGCCUUUUGUAUCUUAAAAGCUCUCUUACUGUUUCAUCUUGCAUGCUUUCAGUUUCAUUUUAAAUGCAGCCAUAUUAAGUGCUGAAAAACAGUAGUGCACAUUUUGCAAAAGAUAUUUUAAAACCCUGUUUUGAACGUCCUAUAUAGCUGAUUGACAUAUAAACUAUAUCACUUCUCUCAAAUAUGUUUUUGGUGUUUAUUUUCUAAUUUUACAGUCAGGUCUGCUAGGUUAGCACCAAUAUAUAUGCAUAUAUUGUAUGCUAUUUAAUAUGUUCAUGUUGGUCUUUCCGUUGUAUUUGAAAAAUCUUCUUCAUAAAAUACUAUCUUAACAUUCUUUGCAUUAAGUGCUUAACUUUUAAGUCUUUAACAAAAAUGCUAAUGUGAAGAAUUGUACAUAAACCAUGUUAAAAAGACCCCAAUUCACGUGGUGAGUUCCUCUUAGUUGAACUUUCCAACUUGUAAACCGUUAAUAUUGUCUACAUGACCUUUCUAUGGGAGUGGGCUGCAUACUUUGGAGGAAAUCCUAUCUCCUUUUUGUAAUUGGUCACUUUUUAAACUAAAGAUUUCUGAAAAUUCAGAUUUUUUUUUUUUUUGGCACCAUGUUUAAUAAUGUAUGAGAUUUCCGAAUGUCAGUUUCCUGUGCUCAUUAUAUCGUUCUUGUUAAUUGUUUGUUUCAGAAUACCAAGAGCUCUCAGCUGAAGGACAGUAUACCAAUUGGUGAACUUUCCACUCAGUAUGGAGGCUACGGAGUGCAGGAUACCCUACGCACAGGGUAUUUUUAUUACUUAUUUUACUGUUAUGCUUUGACACCUAUUUGUACUUCUUUUGGUUUCUACUUUCUUUUAUCCACUAUUGUACUACUGAAUAGUCCUGUGCGUUAACUAAAAAAUUCAGUGCUUUUUGGAAUUAAAUUUCCUUCAAUCCAAGCUCAUAUGAGUCGAGGAUUUAUCUGUUGAGUUUUAUUCCGUGAAUUCAUUUGGGCAUGGAUUGAAAUGAAUUUGAUUUGGAUGAAACUCCUGGAUUUUUUUGCACAAGUCUAGUAUGCAUUAUUUUUAAUGGAAAGAAGAUAUUUGGCUGUAUGCAAAAACAUCACUAUUCACUUCCCCUGAAAAAAGCAGAUAACUAAUUUUAAAGGUACACUAUAGUCACCAGAACAACUACAGCUUAUUGUAGUUGUUCUGGUGAGUAUAGUCAGUCUCUGCAGCCUUGUUGCAGUAAACACUGCCUUUUCAGAGAAAAGGCAGUGUUUAUAUUACAUCUUAGACACACCUCCAGUGGCCACUCCUCAGAUGGCUACCAGAGGUGCUUCCUGGGGCAGUGCUUCACAGUGUGUACCCUCUGUAUGGAGGCACUGAGCUUUCCUGAUAGAGAUGCAUUGAUUCAAUGCAUCUCUAUGAGGAGAUGCUGAUUAGCCACGGUGGCGCUUGGCUUCGCUCCCCGUCCUGUCUCCAUGGUGGAGAUCAUCAUCAGAAUUGACAAUCUCCUAUGGGAAAGCAUUGUGAUUGGCUGAGAUCAUCAUUUAUGAUCUCACCCAAGGAGGCAGAUCAGGGGCAGAGCCAGCACCAACAGACUGGAAUAAAGUUUACAUUUUACUAUAUUUAGGGUGGCUACGUAGUAUUUUUAAAGGACCACUCUUGGCACCCAGACCACUUCAGCUUAAUGAAGUGGUCUGGGUGCCAGGUCCAGCUAGGGUUAACCCAUUUUUUCAUAAACAUAGCAGUUUCAGAGAAACUGCUAUGUUAAUGAAUGGGUUAAGCCUUCCCCCAUUCCCUCUAGCGGCUGUCUCAUUGACAGCCACUAGAGGCGCUUGCGUGCUUCUCACUGUGAUUUUCACAGUGAGAGCACGCCAGCGUCCAUAGGAAAGCAUUAUGAAUGCUUUCCUAUGUGACCGGCUGAAUGCGCCCGCAGCUCUUGCCGCGCGUGCGCAUUCAGCCGACGGGGAGGAGAAGAGGAGGAUCGGAGGAGGAGAGCUCUCCGCCCAGCACUAGAAAAAGGUAAGUUUUUACCCCUUUCCCCCUUCCAGAGCCGGGCGGGGGCACCCUCAGGGCACUAUAGUGCCAGGAAAACGAGUAUGUUUUCCUGGCACUAUAGUGGUCCUUUAAUACUAUAGGAUCAGAAAUACAUGUUUGUGUUCCUGACCCUAUAGAGUUCCAUUAACAUGUAGGAAUUUUGUAAAUUAUUUUUACAAUUAAUGUAUUUUUUUUUUUUUUUUUCUGUCCAGAGAAACCGAUUUCAUGUACAAAAUAGAAGGGAACAAAUCAUGCUGGCCAGUACAUCUAGUAAUAAAUAAUCACUGGGCCUGGGAGAGGAUAUUCACUCCUAAUCUUUCUUAUUCAAUUAAGUUAUAGUAUUAUUACUAAAUUCAUGCCACUUGGGAAAACACAUCUACAAUUCUAAACUUAUGACAUUAUUAAAUGAAAGUCUGUAAAAUCUGCGCUCCUGGUGAAUAGAAUGGAAUUUUUCUGUAGUAUUGAUUUAUUCUCAUCAACAGGUUUACAAGUGUGCAGAGUGAGCUUUUACCAAGUCAUCCUUUGGAGUUGUCUGAAAGAAAUGUAAGUUGUUGUGGUUUUGUUUUUGUUUUUUUCACUUUUGGUUAUUCCUAUAUUGAGUACACCCAGAAAUGUAAACGUUUCUUUUAAAUAAGUCAUAUCUAUUAGGGAUCUACCGAUUAUCGGUUUUGCCGAUAUUAUCCGCCAAUAUUCAGAUUUUUGUAAGUAUCGGUCGAUAAUCAUCAGCAAUACCGAUAAUGAAUGAGUGGGCCGGUGCAUCCAUAAGGCGGCACAACUGAAAAGAAGUGCUCACAGAGAGAGCACUUCUUGUCAGUCCGGCCGGGUACAGGAGACUGAAUCUCCUGUACCGCGGUGUGCACUGCUCCGCUUGGCCACGCUACCAGGAGACACACCGGGGAGUGGGGACCAAGAAUUGGAGAGAGAGAGGGGCACUAAGGGGGGGGGGUGGUUGGUAAGGAACACUGGGACAGGGGAGGUGGGAAAGAACACUAGGGGGAGAGAGGAACGUUAAGAGCGGACACUAAGGUACAGGGAAGGGGAAAGGAACACUGGGGUAAGGGAGGACCACUAAAAGAGAAGGGAGAGGAACAUUAAGGAGAAUGGGGGCACUAGCGACAGGGAAGGGGUGGGGGAGUUCCUACUGCACAUAUACACACUGCAUCCACCACCACACUGCAUCUACUAUACAAACACACACACAAAUAUUCUUGAAAACAUAAAAAAAUCACUUGCAUGUGUAUUUUGUGCAUUUACCACUUAAUAAUAAUUAAAAAAAAAAAGAUUUGGGGGGGAAAAGGGGGAAAAAAAAUACAUUAAAUGUACAGAAUAUCGGUAAGCUAUCGGCCUGAAAGUUCAUAGAUUAUCGGUAUCUGCUCUAAAAAAUCAAUAUUGGUCGAUCCCUAAUAUCUACAGCAUAGAAAAUUAUAAAAAGUUAACCACAUUCAAACCACCUGUUUGAGCCUUAAGUCUAAGAAGACAUGGCCUGGGAAACAUAUGUAUAAGAGACAGAGAAAACCUAUUUUUGCAAUAUUGUUCUCUGCUUCCGAUGGUCUUUAAUUAAAAUCCCCAAACACACUGCAGUAUAAGACUGUUUAAAGCAUCCAUGGCAACUCCAAAAUGGAACUUGGCACCAAGAAUUCUUUUCUCGCUGCACCUACGUGUGGACAACUUAGAGAAGAAAAACCUGAACUUCGUAGCCAUUACAGAUAUGUGGUCCUGCUGUGUGUAAGGACUGAUGCUACUAUAAACAGCUUUCCCACACACUCAUGUAAAGCACUAAGCUAGGAGUCGGAGCAAUAGCUGUUUGCUUAACCCUUACCACUUUGCCAUUCAAUUGUUUUUGCUUGAUAUACUCAUAGUAGUUGCUUUAUGGAUGUAGCAUGUACAAUUAAUCACUGCAAUGCAGGGAACUUUUAAUGAGUGAACUGCAGCUCGAGUUUACCUUUAGACCUAUGUGUGAAAAUGGCUCCUAUUAAAGGCUCAUAGAGUUGUGAUGAGGCUGCCGUCUCCAUUGCCUAACAUUGUUUAAUCAGCAAUGUGAUCCUCCAACUUGACUCAUAGACAGCAUACAAACCUCAAAGGCUGCCAAGUAACAUAGCCAGCACAUUUUUGUUCUUAGUUUAAAACCUUGUUACAUUGUAUAUGAAUGAGUCUCUGAAGGUGUUCAAAAUAUGCAAAUAAUUUGGUAAGUGAAAGAAAGCACUGGAAAAGUAUUCCCAGAAGUUUUUUUGGGUUUUUUUUUUUUAAAUGUAUUGACUAUUUUUUUUAUGCACAAAUAAUAUUUUAUGUCCAUGCAACAAUUUAGAACACCAGUCCAUAGUGCAGUUUGUCAACACCUGGCUUAGAGUACUCAUGUCUACCCUUUUUUAUUUAUGGAUAUUUUGUGUUAAAUAUUUGUAGCAUUAUAGCAACCAUUGGUAUAUUCUAAAGAUGGUGAUGAGGAAAAUGGUAGUGACUGAUUUCUGUGCUCAUCACACUUGGAUAUAGUCUGAAAAAAAAUUAGCUUUCUUGAUAUUUAAGUUUACAUUUAGAAUACGAGUGAUUAUAAAUGAAACACACACAAAAAAAACUGCAAGGAAAACUGAAAGAAAUAUCAAGUUUGUUCUUGUAACUGUUCCUUUUUCAUUCACUCCACUUACAAAUAUUUUAAUAUUUGUAUGAAAUAGUCACUUGAGGGGAGUAAAGUGAUGUAUGGUUUAACUUAUCUCCACUGCAUAUGUGACCUCCACAAACACUGCGCUAGUGGUUAGUAGGGUCCCCAGAUUAUGAAGCCACUGUUGGACAUGACUAUAAAGGAAAUUUCAAUUGCAUAUUAUUUCUGAAAAAUAAUAACUAAUAAUAAUAUAGAAAAGUAACAUUUAAUGGAAAUCUAAAAAGAAAUUUAUGGGGGGAAAAAAAAAAAUUUAUUUCAGAAAAUUACUGAUUGAAAUUCAUUGAUGUUAUCAUGUGUAGGUUAAAUUCUUAUCCGUUUGGAGGAAAAUUACCUAUAUACACUCAUUAUUCCUAUAGAUAUUUUAUGUUUUUGUUAAAGUAGAAGUCUGCUGUUGUGGUUAUGGUGCCAUGUGUACCUGGAGGGCCCAUUUAAACAGCCUGUUUGAAAACAGUUUAUUCAUAUUACUGUAGGAAGGCCUGUGGGAAUCCAGGUAUCUUAACCACUACAUUGAGCUGUAGUGAUAAAGGAGCUUGGACCCCCUUUUAAACUACUUAUAAAGUAGUGGAAAGCUUAGUGAAAAACAUGUAAGCUGCAGUGCAUGGGACAUAGUUUCCUUUAUUUGUAAAUCAUGUAAGUUUACAUUGUCUUAUUGAUUGGACUUACAUAUAUUGCAGUACCAGAUAAACCAAGAGAAAGUGGAUUUUUCCACUCUAAGAAAUAUCCAGGGGCUACAUGCACCACUGAAACUACAGAUGGAGUUUAAAGCUGUCAGACAGGUAAGUUAUGGCAAUCAUUAUCCUUGGUGGGUGGGGAAUCCUAUAUAUGUGGAUGAAUAGUGCUAAGUAAAAUUUUAGUAGUGUUUAAAUACAGCUCGCCAACAUAAACAUAUGUUUUCAUAUUCAUAAUGCUUGAAAAGAGAUGCCUAAAGUACCGUAUAUACUAGAGUAUAAGUCAAAAAAACUGGGAAAACUUAUUGACUCGAGUAGAAGACUAGGGUGGGAAAUGCAGCAACUACUGGUAAAUUUCUAAAUAAAAUUAGAUCCCCCAAAAAUUAUAUUAAUUGAAUAUUUAUUUACAGUGUGUGUAUAUAAUGCAGAGUGUGUAACCUUGGUGGGGCUGGGCAUUUUUUUAUUUUAAUAUUAAAUUUUAUUUUUAAUAUUAUUAAAAUUUUUAUUUUAUUUUUUUCGUCCCCCCCCCUUCCUGCUUGAUACAUGGCCAGGGAGGGGGGCUAUGUUAUUCCCUGGUGGUCCAGUGGCAUGGGCUGUGCAGGAGGGGGUCUGGGAGCAAGCUUUUACUUACCUUUACAGCAGCUCCUGUCAGCUCCCUUCUCCUCUGUGCCGUUCCGCUCCACUGUAAGUCUCGUGGUCUGUGUGCCGCGCAGAGUGUUGCCAUGGUAAUCCGUGGCAAUGCUCAGACGCUGCGGCUCUUGCAGGAGCUGCUGUAAAGGUAAGUAACAGCUUGCUCCCAGACCCCAACAGGACCACCGGGCUUGUAAUGAGCCCAGCGGUCCUGGUCUGUAUUAUGGCAAUGUAAGUUGCCAUAAUACAGACAUUGACUCGAGUAUAAGACAAGUGGGGCUUUUUCAGCACAAAACAUGUGCCGAAAACUACUCGAGUAUAUACAGUUGACAUACAAAAUUAACUUUCCCUGUUCUCUCAAUGGGAGCAGGACGGCUUACUCUCUGCUCUACCGGAUAAGGCAAAAAAAGUUAUAAUUUGGGCAAUGGGGUCUUCAAAAAUAUCACAGGCAACUGGACAAGUGAAAUGCCCAGUGUUUUCUCUAAGGUUACUUAUUAUAACAUUGUGGUCCUGUUUACUGCCCUACUGGCAGAAUGCUGUCUUUCAGUGGUUUAUGUUAAAGAAACACUAUAGAGUCAGGAACACAAACAUAUAUUUCUGACCCUAUAGUGCUAAAUCCACCAUUUAGGUGGCUUGCCUCCCCCUUAACUCCCUUAAAAGGAAUUAAGACUCACCUUAUUUCCAACGCCGCGUGGGUACGCCUGCGCUGGCCCUGCCCCCUUGGGGACAUUAUCAGAUUUGCCGUUUUUAAGCCAAUCCAAUGCUUUCCCCAUGAUUGGCUAAAUUCGGCAACGGGGCAGGCCAAAUGCCAUUUUGGCCAAUCAGCACCUCCUCAUAGAGAUGCAUUAAAGCAAUGCUUAUCUAUGAGGAAAAUUCAGCGUUGGAUUUUUUUUUUUUUUAUAUGCUAAUGUAAUUAUUACAGCAUGAAAAUACCUUCUUAAAAAAAAAAAAAAAAAAAGUUUUUUUUUUUUUUUUACAUUUCGUAGCUCAAUUUGUAUCCAUAUAAAAAAUGUUAUAGUCAAAUUCAUAUGACCUGUGCAUUUAAAAUAAAGUAAUUGUCAAGGUUAUUUCUAUAAGUUUAUACUAUGUAAGUUUAUUACUAUCUGUUCUGUAUAUGCAAGAUGCCAUGCAUGUCAUUUUGAGAGAGCGAUGUGAGCUUCUCCUCUUCUUUUGUUCUUCAGGUUCAGCGUCUCCCAUUCCUACAAAGUUCUAACAUUGCUUUGGAUUCGUUGAAAGGGAAUGAUGAGUGCAUUGGCUUUGAAGAUAUUCUCAAUGGUGAGUGUUAGGCCUCAAUUUUUUAUUUUUUUUUCAACUGUUUAGUCAUUUUAGAAUGGUCUAAUCUGAUAACUUCAACCUUUUAGUUGGCAAGCUCAAAACACUGUUAACUUAAUACCCACUGCAACCUAUUUUGCUACUGUCAAUUCUGAACUGGCAUACUUAAAAUGGGCACCAAAACAACUUUAGCUUAAUGAAUCAGUUUUGGUGUAUAGACAUGCCCCUGCAGUCUCACUUCUCAAAUCUGUGCCAUUUAGGAGUUAUAUUACUUUGUUUUUGAAGCCCUAGUCACACCUCCCUGCGUGUGAGUGGCACAGCCUUCCUAAACACUUGUGUGGAGAGAUCUUAUGUUUAAACUUUCUUUAUAAAACAGUUUUUUUUUUUAUCUCCUGCACUGUUGACUUGCUCAUGCAUGGUCUUUAAAGCAAUUGACAUCUGAUUGGAAAUGACAUGAGUCACAACCAGAUGAGGUGUGACUAUGGUUGCAUAAUCAGAAACAAAAUUGAUUUUAACUCCUAAAUGGUAGAUAAUUGAGCAGUGAAACUGUGAGGGGCAUUAUCUACACAUCAACUGAAAUUCUGGUCUUUACUCCCUCAAGUGUUGCUACUCCUGUGUCUGUCUCCCUCCAAGUCAACGGUGCUACCAUCAGCUCCACCACGCAGGCUCGCUGCCUAGGUGUUCUCUUUGACUCCGACCUCUCCCUCGUGCCUCAUGUUCAGUCUAUUGCCAAAAAUAGGUUUAAAAUAGCUGAUGCAGAAAUAAAAAAAUUCUGCUCUUGGUUAUAGUCGCAGCUUGCUUGGGUUUUUUUUUGCCUUGAAGGUGCAGUUCAGAUUCAGUUUGCCAUUCAGAAUUUAAUUUACUCUAAAGAUCUUUCCUUCAAGAUACUCCACAUGUAUAUUGUGUGCUGUUAUAUUCUUGCCCAUAAAAAGAGAUUUUAAGCAGCCAGUGGUCUCAUAUUUACUCUAGGUAAUGUGGCUAUCAUCUGAUAUAAUCCUCCCUAAGAUCUGCUACCUGCAAUUCUGUACUUUUGUAAAUUAUUAAUCUGUCCUAAUCUGAAUUUUCUCUCUUGUAGAUCCAACACAAAGUGAAGUAAUGGGAGACCCACACAUGAUGAUGGAAUAUAAACUGGGUUUAUUGUAACAAAUGUAUGCACAAAAUAACCAAUAAAACAGUGAAUUCUUUUUGUAAAUGGCUUAGAAUCUAUCUUUAAAUCUGCAGGAUGUAUCCCCCGUGUAUGCAAUUAUGAACAAUUUAUACACCGAAUUCCACUAUAUCUAUCCAUUGUUUGUUAAACAUAAAAUAUGCCAAUUUACAUAGUUUUCAGUGUUUUCUACUUUCUUCGAGUCCAGUUGUAAAUUUGUGUUUUUGGAAGUUGAUGGUCAAUACCCCCCCCCCCUUUAAUUCAG
Molecule: messenger RNA, 10682 nt
Organism: Pelobates cultripes (western spadefoot toad)
Lineage: Eukaryota; Metazoa; Chordata; Amphibia; Anura; Pelobatidae
Source: the annotation of a GenBank genome assembly